AUAUAGUCGGUGUACACCAAUUAAAGACAAACCUUUUCUUUUGCCGGUCGAAAGCCCUCUCUGGAUAUAUUUCUCCAUCAAGCAGAUCGGUUAAGAUCAAGAUUAUUAACAGUUUUGGACUACAAGUGAGCUUGUUUUGUCUUUAGAAGACUUUUACCGAUUAAACCCAAAGCAUUGAUAAAGGUUGAGCUUAAUCUUUUAAUCUUCAAAACUGAUGUAUGCCUCUAUAUAACUUUGUUUUUCUUCUUCACGUGGAACUUUGAUUUGCUUUUUUAUCGUAUGAAGAGAAAAUUGCAUACUUUCUUCAAACUUUUGCUCAAUUCAGAAAAUGUACUGACUUAGUUGCCUUGCCUUUUGUAUACUCGUUAAUUAGUUUAGACGCCCUUCUUGUUAACAAAAAAACACACAAAGAUUUGAAUCAUUUUUGGACUUUGUAUUAAAAUGGACAUCCUGAGCUUCGAUGAAGAUAGUCAUCAUCGUUCGUUUUCAACGACCACGGGGUUGACGGCGCCUAAACUCACACUGACAUCGAUUUCGACACCGAGCAUUAUUCGUCCAGAGCAACGACAUACAAUCAAAAUAAGUGAUCGUCUGCUGGACAUCCCGUGUAAAGUAUGCGGCGAUCGAAGCUCCGGCAAGCACUACGGUGUUUACGCCUGUGAUGGGUGUAGCGGAUUCUUUAAACGCAGUAUCCAUAGAAACCGGGUGUAUGUCUGCAAGCAGCAAGGAAAAGGAGGAGGAGACUGCCCCAUAGACAAGACCCAUCGCAACCAGUGCCGGGCCUGCCGGCUCAGGAAGUGCUUCGAAGCCCAGAUGAAUAAAGAUGCUGUACAACACGAGCGAGGACCACGGAAGCCCAAGAACAAACCCAUCAUUCCAACAGAGAUCAGAUCAACAGGCACCCCAGGCACUGUUCGAUCCCUGACCCCAUCCAGCACCACGUCACUGAGCCCCUUACCCCGUCAAACCGGGCACUCAAUCUUACCCCUAACCAUACCACACCGCCCGUUGCCCGCCGACAAGUCAGCGCUAACAGGCUCCUCCACGCCGCUACCUCCCCCGUCGAGUAGUUUCAUAUCUUCAUCCGUUUACUACGGGACGUUCUACCACAGCCUCCUCACCGCAGAACACUACAACAUCAACCCACUCGCGCUGGACGCCGUGCGGGAAGAUGACGGGGCCGAGGUGGGUCGGGUGAAGGGGCUUGGGUCGUCGAUUUCCACGUCGCCGGAUAACUUACCCGAAGUCACAGCCAGGCUUAUUUUUACCUCGGUGAAAUGGGCGAAAAAUAUCACCUGUUUUCGAUUGCUGCCGUUCAGAGAUCAGCUCAUCCUUCUCGAAGAAACGUGGAAAGACUUAUUUCUGAUGGGAAUUUGCCAGUGGGCGGUUCCACUCGAAACAGAUGCCCUCCUAAAGUCCCUCGCAGUCAGCAUGAGCGUGAAGGGAGAAAAGACAUCCCCCGAAGCCACGGCGGAGCUCGCAUCGCAGGUCCGGUACAUGAAGGAGACGGUUGCUAAGCUACGGGCAAUGAAGGUGGAUUUCACCGAGUUUGCAUGCCUGAAAGCUGUAGCCUUGUUCAAAUCAGAAACCCCUCAUCUGAGCGAGCCUCACCGAGUAGAAUCACUUCAAGACCAAGCCCAAGUCAUGCUGGGGGACUAUGUCCGGUAUGCUCACCUUUCUCAGCCCACUCGCUUCGGCCGACUUCUCAUCAUGCUCUCCGCUCUCCGAGCAGUCAGCAGCAAGUUUUUAGAAACUCUCUUCUUCAAGCAGACGAUAGGGGAAAUACCCAUUGAAAGAUUACUGAGCGAUAUGUUCCAGACUUGUUAGAAGAACUUUCGUAAUUUAAGCAUUUAAACAUUGAUGUAUUUUCAUAUACCGUUUAUCAUGUUUACUAUUCUAACAAUAAUAUAUCAUAGUUGUUUUAUACCGGAUUAUACGGAGAUUAUAGGCAUAUCAAAGGAUGGUGCCUUGGCGAAUGUAUUAACAUUAUGUAUUAACUGAAAUAUUACCAUUAGAUUGUUAAUCAUUUAAAUUGCUCAGUUGGGAUACCCCCACCAACUUUGGCAUAAGUUUGAAUGUUAAUUAUUGUCUUAAACCUAUAUACAUUCUAAAAAAUACUCCAUGAGGGAAAAUUUUGCCCAUUCUAAAGUAAUUGAUGCUUAUUUUUCUAACCUUACUGGACAAUAUGCUUCCCACAUUGGGUAAAAUACUUCCCAAACUGGUUGGACACAUAAUUACCCUCGUGCUGGUUAAAAUUUUACCCAAUAUUUUUAAAGUGUAUAUACCCACUGUAAUUUAUAAUACACCAUCCAUUCAAAUAAAGCUUCAGAGCGAAUCCCCUCGGCAUUCCAAAAAGCAUUAAUCAUUGUUUAUAUCACACAUUCCUUUAUCCAAAGCAGUAUUAGUUUUGAAAAUAUACAUUCCAUUCUCUUUUUUUUUUACUUUUAAAUAAAGUGGUCAAUAGAAAUUAAUUAAUGCAAAAAGAAAAUGAAUAAUGGGAACUAGCCUCAUGUAAAGCCCACUGUCAUUUAAUACAUGUUGUAUGUGAAACGGUGAUUAAGAUUAAUAUAAUUGUUCGUGGUUUGUGUAUAUAAUUAUAAAUAUGUAAAUUCUAAUUUAUUCUGUGAACAUUCGAUUUUUUAAAUAAUUGCUUGCUGUAUAUUUAGAUUUGAAUAAAGAAAUCAAAUGUUUGUGCAAAGAUUAGAGGACUGUACAUGAUAUAUAUUUCAAACUGUGUAAACAAAUCUAGAAACAGAAAGAAGGAAAAACAUGCGAAAAAAUAACGUGGUUAUUCUAUUAGUAUAUUGUUCUGGAAAUUGCUGAAAUUGAAAUUUAAGUGGUAGAUUGACCCAUCAUUUAUCUUAUGUUUUAGUAUAUGUACACAUGAUUUUUUUGUUAUGAAUAUUAUAAUAAUAAGUGAUUUUCAAUGUGUGUUUUAAUUUGUUUUGCUAAAAGUCCGUUAAGGACAUGACUAUCAUCACCAAUCGCCCAUGUAUUAUUUUUUAGUAAAUUAGAAAAAUGUGAAUUUUUAGUUUCUUAUAGACUGUUGGUAUUAGAAAAACAAUAUUAAUUUUGUUUUAAACCGAUGAUAUGUUCAUAUUCAUAUAGUAGCAUGAUGAGCAAAAAAUUUUAGGGGAGACCAGACUUCGCGUUGCAAUUACAAGCGAGCGAAGCGAACGAGCAAAAGAAUUUACCCUUUUAGUACAAAAAUCUAAGUUUGUGAUAGAAUUUGACAUAAUACUUUUCAGGAAAAAAAAUCACAAUUCCCCCCCCCCUUUUUUUUUUUUCUUCUCUCCUUAUUUUUUCUGGGUCUUGAAUCUAUUGGGGGCUUUAUGCCCGUCCCCCUUCUCUACCCCAAUGUAUUCAGAGCAACCUAAAAUUUUCUAUAUAGAGGAUACUUUUUUACUACACAGUACUUACGCAAAUUGCCCUUCUUGUAACUAGAAUCUCGCUCCAGGACGUACAUUCGUUUUUGUAUGUAUGAAAAUUUUCUUGAAAUUAUAUAGUGGUUAUUAUUGAUAGCUAUGUUAGAGACUUUAUCCAGAGAAACAAAUAAGUCAGACCUUUCCAGACAAAUAAAGAUACGAUGACACAAUCUAUCUCGUAUAACGAUAAUAAUGAAAAGUGGACUUAAUAGAGUGCAACAGUUUGAUUUUAUGAUCAAAAUAGGUUUCAUUAUUCCAUGUGUUUUUUACAAUUAUAUACUUCAUAUUGCUUUACCCAUUUUCAAAGCAUUCUUGUAAUAUCAAUGCCCCGACAUUCGGGCAUAAUCAUUCACUCUGAUAUUGACUCUGUUUGUUUCGUCGAAUCGUACGUGUAUAAAUGUAUGAUAAAAACGUUCUCAAAACUGAUUUAUGAAGACUAAAAUGUAUCAAAAUUCGUAAGUUAUGAUAAAAUGUUGGAAACUGAUUUAUAAAGACG
Molecule: messenger RNA, 3921 nt
Organism: Lytechinus pictus (painted urchin)
Lineage: Eukaryota; Metazoa; Echinodermata; Echinoidea; Temnopleuroida; Toxopneustidae
Product: nuclear receptor subfamily 2 group E member 1-like
Exons: 5
Coding region: 442-1827 (461 amino acids)
Biological process (GO): regulation of transcription by RNA polymerase II; anatomical structure development; cell differentiation
Cellular component (GO): nucleus
Molecular function (GO): nuclear steroid receptor activity; nuclear receptor activity; RNA polymerase II cis-regulatory region sequence-specific DNA binding
Source: RefSeq, a predicted model, not a curated record